UUGCAGUUGACUUAGACUCCCACAAGAUAUAUAUAACAUGAGAGCUCCAAAGAUGGGACUUUGGAAAGACGAACCUGUAAGAAAAUCAGACGCUUCAUACAUUGUUUUUUUCAAAUUUUUGUAACAGAUCAAAACGAAUGCUCAAAGCUUAUAAUUUACGAUGGGGGAGUGUCCAGGAGCGUGGUUAUAAACAUUGUUUAACAGUUCAAAUUGAAGGGGUUCUUUAAUGAAAAUAUGACAACUGAAUUUAAUUACACAGUUUUGAAUACCACUGCUGCUGUCCCGGGAGUUGAUAAUAACACUGUAGGAUGUUCAUUAACGAAGACGGGCUUCCAGUUUUAUUACCUGCCAACGGUGUACAUUUUAGUCUUCAUCACUGGAUUCAUAGGGAACAGCGUGGCUAUAUGGAUGUUCGUCUUCCACAUGAAACCGUGGAGCAGCAUCUCCGUGUACAUGUUCAACCUGGCGUUAGCUGAUUUCUUCUACGUGCUCUCUCUUCCCAUCUUGAUAUUUUACUAUUUCAACAAAACUGACUGGGUGUUCGGAGAGGUGAUGUGCAAGCUUCAGAGGUUUCUUUUUCACGUUAAUCUCUACGGGAGCAUCCUGUUUCUCACUUGCAUCAGCGUCCACAGAUACACCGGAGUGGUGCAUCCUUUAAAAUCUCUGGGGAGGCUGAAGAAAAAGAACGCUAUUUACAACAGUGCACUUGUGUGGUUCAUUGUGGUGGCUGGGAUCUCGCCAAUAUUGUUCUUCUCCCGAACUGGCAUCAAGAAUAAUGGAAUGAUGACGUGCUAUGACACCACGUCAUCAGAAUACUUGAGCAGCUACUUCAUUUACAGCAUGUGUACAACUGUGUUCGGGUUCUGCAUUCCUUUUAUAAUUAUUCUAGGCUGUUAUGGAUUAAUAGUAAAAGCUCUGAUUUGCAACGAUAUGCACAAUGCACCUCUCAGGAGAAAAUCUAUUUACCUAGUAAUUAUUGUUUUGGCGGUUUUUGCUGUCUCCUAUCUCCCUUUCCAUGUGAUGAAGAAUUUAAACCUGAGAGCCAGGCUAUACUUCCAAAGCCCGGAGAUGUGUUACUUUAACAACAAGGUUUAUGCCACCUACCAAGUGACUAGGGGUCUUGCCAGCCUGAAUAGCUGCGUGGAUCCAAUUUUAUACUUUCUGGCUGGGGAUACGUUUAGAAGAAGAUUAUGCAGAGUUACAAGGAAAGCGUCCAAAAGAAAUGACAAUAACCUGCAGUCUAAGUGUGAAGAGACUGCCCUGUAUGUGCUAUCAGAAUACACUGAAAACGGAGACACGCGACUUUGAGUGCAAUGUAUUUCAUUCAGAGAUGUCACAUUAGACUUUUAAUAUAGGAUUGAGCAAAAGUCAUAUAUGCUUAAACUACAGUGUUAUACUAUGAGUUUAAUUAGCUGUAGGUCUGUUGUAGUAAUAUCCAGGACAGAACAGACUAUUUGUAUUGCAAGAGAACAAUUGUGGGAAUAGUGCAAACCAUUAGGAUUAAAAACUACCUGAAAGUUAAAAAUUCAAAUUCAAUUGCCUUGAUUACAGACUAUUAAUGAUUGCAAAGACAGGAUUGGACUGUUUUAGCUAUUGAGACACCAACAUUGCAAUCCAGGUAAUCUCUUGAUGUCAUAAUGCUGCUGCAAAAUGUUAUACGUGACACCUUCAAAACCGUUUAGAGUACAGAAACCAAAAACAGAAAUCAACAAAUGGGGAUCGCCUUUUUUCCGCCAAGUGAUGCUUCUGUUAUACUAGUAACAUUUUACAGGAAACUACUAUAGAGCUGAUAUUUUCCAACAGGCUUAUAAAUAAACUUCUUAAAUAUGUAUAAGCAAUUUAAAAAAAAAAAUGGAUAGGACACUACAUCUUUACUACAAUGGCAGUAUGGUUAAAACAGAUUUUCCAAUUUGCAAUGCAUAAUAAUAUAUCAAAUAAAAGAAACAUGACUGCAGCAUCCCAAGCAAUGCAUCUCUGCUUGACAUUAUACACACUGACAUGCAUUCUUAUAAGUGAUCAGCCCUAUGUGCAGUAUGCGCAACAAUAUCUACAUUUCAUGGUAUAUGAAGGGAUUGAGUAUAUGUGACCAUCUUUUUAAUAUAUGUUUGGUACAGUUACAGUAUAAUGUUUUAUGUAAGAUUGAAACAUGUUUUUAUUUUUAUAUAUUUUAACACAGUUUAUUAGAAACAGUAAUGUAAUUGUUAAAUAAUUGCAUGUAAACAGUGUUAAGUCUAUAGAUGACAAGCUAACUAAAGUUUAAUGUAAACUGAUUUCACAUUUCUGUGUACUGUUUCUGUGUACUGUUUGCAUGCAGUUUAUGUUGAACGUGACACAAUCAAGUUUUGAAAUACCUUCUACUUUCUAGGAUCAUGACAAACAGUAGUCUAGCCCAGAACAUAAGAUAAGGUGAAAGUUGUCUAAAAAAAAAUACCUGUUACUGUGUUCAAGGUGUUCACUAAGCAGAGGCACAUGUUUUACUGUUUGUGUUCAUGAUCAAGAUAUUUAUUGUGCUGUUUACCAUAAAGAACAAGAUAUUCUGCACUGCUGUAAUUUGACGUUCCACCAUCUUGCCUGUGAUGUGCAAGUCAGAAUACAAACAAAGCAGGGAAACGUAAGGCGUAAAAACACAGCAAAUUAACGCUGUGGUGUGAUUAGCCCUUAACAUGCUUAAUUGUGUAGUGAUUUUGUUAACAGUACACGAUGCGUUUCUGACAAAUGAGAAGAAAUACAGAUAUUUCAUUUGCAAGACUGGCAGCAGCGUUAGCAACAGGAAACAGUACCUAGCAUUAUUUUGUAAACAAGUUUGAAAUAUUUUGCACCUCCCCCCCAAAGUUUUUAACUGGCAACAUCUAUAUUUACAAAUGUAAGAAUCUGAAAAGGUGCUUUUAUGCUUUGAUAUUAAAAAUUGUAAACCGGCCUGUGUCAAUAAAUAGAAGAUAUAAUGAAAAAGAAAUAAGGAUCUCGUAGCAGACUUUUUUUUUGUUGAAGUUUGCUGGAGAUGUGCUUUGUGUGCUUAAACAAAUGCUUGUGCUGAUGCUGCUAGUGUUUCAAUGACUGGUGUUACUUUGUCCCCGUUUUGGCAAACUUGGAAACCCAGGAGAUGUUUUUAAACAUCCUGUAUAAAUAGGAAUGAUUUUAAAUGAGAGAGGAAUUAUGAACAGUAAACUGCAAGAAAUACUCAAAAUGAAAAAGUAUAAGUGUGAGAUAUUACAGUGCCACCCAUUUAUAAAGCUAACCUAUGGUGGCCUUAGGUAUAAAUAAGGCUGUCCUGUUUGUGUUCCGCCUUAUAACACAUAUAAAAAUGCUUCUGAAAUGGCAUUAUGGGGCAGAUUGGAACCUGGAAAAUACUGCUGCACAAGUGAUUCCGCCAAAUAAAGGGGCAUCUUAAAAAGGGGAACACUAUUCUAUCUUAGAAGAUGCUGUCUGCAUUAACUGUGUGUUGAUUAGCUUGAAGGAGGGUGUUUCUUAGUAUAUUGGUGUCUCAGUACAUGGCUGUAUUAUUUUUGGAGUAAACUGUGCAGCUUCCUUUGUUUAGGGUGGACACUGGUUAUAACAGCUUAUAAAGGUUUCCUGAAGAAUGUGCUCAUUUUCAGGAUAAGCAAUGUGCUUUUGUUAACCAAAAAACACGUGCUUCUGUUCACAGAAUUGUAGCCAUCACGGAAGUGGGGGUUUUGAGAAGGACACCUUGGCCUCUAUAGAGUGGGCAGCUAAUUUGCACAGUUUGUGGGGACAGCAAGCAAUUACAGCCCAGACUGCAGUGUAUAGAUAAAAUAUAUUACCUGCUUUGUGGAAAUAAAUAGAAGACAUGUUUUAUACUGCAAUUGAAAAGAUUACUUUUUUAUUUCAAUCAUCUUACAUAUUUUAAGUGCUUUAAUGUGUACCUUAUUUUACUAAUUUAUGUAACUGUAUAUGGUGCUACAUAAAACAUAAAACUAUGAUAGACUGGAUUAUAUGCCUUUCAACUUAAAAUAACAACAACCAUGUUUAUUGUGUUUGUUUUCUGUAUACUUGUUAUAAGAAGAAUUUUUCUUUUGUGACCUUCACUGAUAUCAUUAUUUAAAGUGUAUUGACAUAAAAAAAAAGCUUGUAAGCAGUGUACAGUGGUUGUUUGUAGUUUACAAAGUUAUAUUUUUCUCCGUUGGAAUUAUUAAUAAAUAUAAUUUAUCGUC
Polyodon spathula (Mississippi paddlefish) is the source of this 4169-nucleotide messenger RNA. Its product is annotated as P2Y purinoceptor 1-like. Gene Ontology annotation, cellular component: plasma membrane. NCBI's taxonomy places the organism in Eukaryota, Metazoa, Chordata, Actinopteri, Acipenseriformes, Polyodontidae. The coding region runs from base 235 to 1308 and encodes 357 amino acids. Gene Ontology annotation, molecular function: G protein-coupled ATP receptor activity; G protein-coupled ADP receptor activity; A1 adenosine receptor binding. The transcript is spliced from 2 exons. Gene Ontology annotation, biological process: relaxation of muscle; platelet activation; phospholipase C-activating G protein-coupled receptor signaling pathway. The record is from RefSeq and is a predicted model, not a curated record.